Messenger RNA from Hibiscus syriacus, 1364 nucleotides. RefSeq lists its product as uncharacterized. The transcript is spliced from 4 exons. NCBI's taxonomy places the organism in Eukaryota, Viridiplantae, Streptophyta, Magnoliopsida, Malvales, Malvaceae. The record is from RefSeq and is a predicted model, not a curated record. Bases 191 to 1303 code for a protein of 370 amino acids.
CCAUCGAUUUCGUCGCUAAAAACAAAACCGUAAAUUCCCCUCGCUCUCGUUUUCUAUCCCUAAUUUUAUUUCCAACUUUUCAAUAUCAUUUCCCCCGAUUAGAAUUGGUAUCGUCAACUAACUCGUUAUCUCGAUCUAGAUUUCCCCGGUAAUUUUCGAAAACAGGAUAAUCUUCAUCUAAUUCACGUGGAUGUUGAAACACGGAUGUCAAUUGAUCAAGGGGUUUCUUUUCUGUUUGCAAAUGGCAAAAGGAAGCAAAGGACAGCGUAGAACUACUUUCCGGAAAAUCAGGUCAACUCCAUACUCAUUGCCCUCACAUCGACAAGGGAUCUCUGGUGAUUUAUACCACAAGAAAUGUUCCAAACCUUUGGAUAAGAAAGAUUGGGAGGAUGUAACAUGUUCCGUUUGCAUGGAGUGCCCUCAUAAUGCUGUUCUUCUUCUCUGUUCAUCUCAUGACAAGGGUUGCCAUCCCUACAUGUGUGGAACUAGCUUUCGAUAUUCAAACUGCCUUGACCAGUACAAGAAGUUCUACACUAAAGCAGUCCCUUCUAAUCAUGAUGAAUCUUUGCGUAGUUCCAUUGACAAUCCAAUUCUAGCACCAGGGGUCGAUAAGUGUGAAGUGACGGGAAUUGCAUGUCCACUUUGCAGGGGUCAAGUGAAAGGAUGGACUGUGGUGGAAUCUGCAAGGGAAUAUUUAAAUGCUAAAAAGAGAAGCUGCAUGCAGGAUGACUGCACCUUUGUUGGGACUUUUAAGGAACUAAGGAAACACAUGAAAGCAGAUCAUCCUUGUGCAAGGCCACGCGAAGUGGAUCCUUCUCUUGAACAGAAAUGGAGAAGUCUUGAACGGGAGCGUGAGAGAGAGGAUGUAAUCAGCACGAUAAGGUCAGCCAUGCCAGGGGCAAUGGUUUUCGGGGAUUAUGUCAUAGAAGGAAAUCAUCGUGGUUUCGAGACAGAUGAAGAGGACGAUCUUGAUGAAGAUCCGGCAGAGGGGAAUGGAAGUUUUGAAGUAGGCUUAGAAAGUAGUAACUUCGUAAACUUUUUCCUUCUGUUGCAUGCGUUUGGGCCAUCAGGUAACACUGACCUUGGUAGACAACCAAGGCAACCUACACAUGCAGCAGAUGAGGAUGCUGUUGGUAUUCACCGCACCUCUCUUGCUGGGGAUCCGGGUUUCUCUGGUCAAGAUGACGAUGAGGACAAUGGUGGUGAUAUUUCUUUGGUUAGCCGCCUUCGCCAGCAUGGAAGACUUUUACGAAGUCCGGGUAGAAGGCGUAGACGAAGAGAAGCCACCAACAGUCAAUUAUAGAUCAAAUUUGUACCUAUAAAAGGAGGAGAAAUGGGAAAUGUUACACAUCUCAUAGUGUUAG